Messenger RNA from Nymphalis io (European peacock), 3027 nucleotides. RefSeq names its product dentin sialophosphoprotein-like. Gene Ontology annotation, biological process: microtubule anchoring. Gene Ontology annotation, cellular component: centrosome. The transcript is spliced from 2 exons. NCBI's taxonomy places the organism in Eukaryota, Metazoa, Arthropoda, Insecta, Lepidoptera, Nymphalidae. The coding region runs from base 83 to 1480 and encodes 465 amino acids. The record is from RefSeq and is a predicted model, not a curated record.
UUGUCAAUGCUUGUUAGCGUUUGUUUUUGACUUGUAAAGUUCAAAUUAAAACAGUGUUCCUAAAUUAGUAAAUAGUAUUGCAAUGGCUCAAACAGAAGAUACUGAACUACGGGAUUUAGUGAUUGAGGCCUUAGAAAAAAACGGAUCUCUCGCAAAAAUCCGUGCUUUGCUUCGAGCAAACAUUUUUUUAGCUUUUGAAGAUGAUUGCGAAAACAUAAAACAAAACGAAUCAUUAGAUAAAAUAUUAUUACUACCAGCAGGUAAAUUGUGUCUUUCCAUUAUUCAUGACUUUUUAGACUUUUGCAACCUGAGAAACACAUUGUUUGUGUACAAAUCUGAAACAAGACAAGGAAAGGAAUACUCAUAUGAAGGCAGAAAUACUGUUGCCGAUAAAUUAAAUUUAAAACAAUUUGAUCAACAAAAUCAACCUGUUUUAUUAUCGUUAAUCAAUAACAUUCUUCAUCCAUGCCCUAAAAAUGUCUAUAAGCAAGAUGAUAAACAUAGUAAUACGAAACAAAUAAAUAGAAAUAAAAACAUGUAUAAAAGUGAUCAAGAUUGUACAUACAUUGUACACGAGGACUCGAGCACAACUACAAGUCACACUCAGUCCGACAAUUCAUCAGAUGAAAAACACAAACUUGACUUGAGAUUGACUUUAGACAAUUCAGAUACUGAUACCUCAAGUGAAUCUGUAAGAAGUAAGACUAGAUCUGAAUAUAUUCCAAAUAAACAUACACUUGAUAGUGGAAGAAAUGAUCAGAAUGUUGCACAAACAAACCAGUCAUUAAAUAAUUAUGUCAAAGACCUGAAAGUUUUAAAUAACAGCAGUAAUGAAUCAACCUCUUACGUUGAAUUGAAACCAUUUAAUAAAAUUGAUGCAAUACUUUUAAAUACAACAGGUCUACCUGUGGAAGAAAGAAAUGAAACUAAACAUACAUUACAAAAUAAUUCACAUUCAUCUAUCUCCAAAGUGGAUACAUCAUCACAAGUUCAAACAUUAAACAGUAUCUCUGAGUCAAUAAAAAAGGAUUUAAGCCAUCAAGAUUCUAAGACAAGUAUGAAAAAUUCACCAGGAGGGUCGAAUAAAUAUGAUGAGUCGACUGAAUAUAGUUAUGAUUUUACAUCACCUCCCCUAUCAGGAAGAAAGGAUACACCUGAAAAGCAAUCACAGAGUCUAAAGUCUAUACAUGAAGAUACAUUAAAUAAAUCAAAUAAUUCAUCAGCGUCCAGUCACAAACAGAAUUCAAUUAGCUCUCAAAGUUCUGUUUCAAUAUCAGAUGUCGCAGAUUUAAUAAGUGAAAAAAGUAGCUACAAGUAUAGUUACAAUUCACCCAAUCAAUUUAAAUUGUCAAUUAACGAUAAGUCAAAUAGAAGUCCUAAUAGAGAUCAGGUUAAAAUAGUAAGUGAUGAUUCGGGCGACUUCUCUGAAUCACCUAUUCCGUCUCUUUCUAAUCUUAGUCUUGAUAUUCAUAGUGACUGACAAAAGUUUCCUUAACUUUUAAUUGAUGGAUUUAACACAUUAUACAUCAUGAAACAAAUGUUUUAUUUUAAUGAGUAAUGACUAAUGUUUCAUAUGAAACUAGCUGGUCUAAUUAUAAAAAUAUUGUACUUAAAAUAUGUGAUGUCAAUGAUUGUUAUGUUUAUGUAUUUAAGAAUACAUAUAACCAAUUAAAAUUGUAUUUUAUUGUUUAUGCAAAAUAAUGGUUUAAACAUUUUAAUAUUAUACACAAAACUGUUCUAAUAAUAGGUAAUUACCUAUUUAUUUUAUUGUAAAUUUAUUUUAAAACUACAGAUAAUAUUGUAUACAGAAUUAAAAAAAUAACUGUAGUAUAUGGUGAGUAACUAUAGAAGUAAAUUAAUAAAACAUAUUUAUGUAGUUUACCUAAAAAAAUUUUUGAAAUAUUUUGAUAUUAUACUGCCAAGGAAUGUGUGGAAGCUGUCGACAUAAAUUUAAUUACACAAACUUGCUAUUAAAUUGUAUAUCAAAAAAUGCCUUUACAAAUUGAAUAUAAAUGCCUAAUUUUUAGGAUAAUACAACAAUUUUUUGUAGUUUUAUAAAAUAUUAAUAUAAGUAAAAUUCUUGUCAGGUUACUAUAAUAGGGUUACGUGUGUGACUUAUGAUUGCAUUUCACCUUGCCCCAUGACCUUAACAAAGUAAAUAUUUAUUGUUGAUUAUCUAGUUUAACUAAUUAUUUUCAAAUUGUUUUUUCGAACAGCUUUAAAGUAACGAAUAAUCAGUAUCUUAAUUAUUGUGUGUAUUCAAAUACAGUUUUUUUUAAAGUUACUUCUAAUUACCUAAUAUAUUAAUAUAGUAUUAAUUUACCAUGCAUUUAUCACACCAGUCUGACUUUAUAAUUGUUUAAGACCUUGUGGUCUUAAUUUAGAUGUAGAGAUUGUGGCUUGUGUAUGCAAGUCUUACAUUAUUACUAAAUGCUGUUCUUUUUAUAUAAAGAGUGUCAUAAUCCAUACAUAUAUACGUAACUGUAAGAGGUAUACAUAUUACUGAACGUACUAAAAAUGUUUCGCUAGUUAUAUUUACAAAAAUAAUAUUUUGUUGGGCUUAAACACAUUUGUGAAAUUAUAAUUGUAACUUUUAUUACUUCCACGGCUUGUGAUGUAAGCUCAAUAGAUUGUAAUUAUUUUGUACACUUUGAUGUAAAAAAAUGUUUCAAACCAAUUGAAUACGCAGUUUGAGCAAAUACAUAGACAAGGUAAAACAAUAAUAUCUGUUGAUUUCCUAAAAUAGCAUUUAUAUAUCAUUCCACAAUGUACAUAAUAACGAAAAUGUCUAUUAAGCCUUAUUCAGAUCAAACUUGAUUUAUUUUGCUAACGGUUGUGCCUUAAGUCUCUGAAACAAGUUUAAACAUGGUUCCUCAAAAACAUUCAGUCGUAAAAUCUAGUCCUAUGUCUGUUCUUUGAGAACAAAACAAGUUCCGUCCAAAUUGCUCCGAUUUCAUGACUCUGAUGUUGCUUUAAAUUGCAAACAGUAUGUAAAAAUGUUUUAAUAAAUGCUUUUUAUUUGCUUUA